Staurois parvus is the source of this 597-nucleotide messenger RNA. The record is from the annotation of a GenBank genome assembly. NCBI's taxonomy places the organism in Eukaryota, Metazoa, Chordata, Amphibia, Anura, Ranidae.
AGGGGCUUGGAUUGGUAUACACCUGUGUCCAUGGAGGGGAUUGGAACGCCUGAAUCAACAUGACUGGGAGGGAUUGGAACACCUGAAUCACAUGAUAUGGAGGGGAUUGGAACACCUGAAUCACAUGAUAUGAAGAGGGAUUGGAACACCUGAAUCACAUGAUAUGGAGGGGGAUUGGAACACCUGAAUCACAUGAUAUGGAGGGGGAUUGGAACACCUGAAUCACAUGAUAUGGAGGGGAUUGGAACACCUGAAUCACAUGAUAUGGAGGGAUUGGAACACCUGAAUCUCAUGAUUGGGAGGGGAUUGGAACACCUGAAUCACAUGAUAUGGAGGGGAUUGGAACAUCUGAAUCACAUGAUAUGGAGGGGAUUGGAACACCUGAAUCACAUGAUAUGGAGGGGAUUGGAACACCCGAAUCACAUGAUAUGGAGGGGAUUGGAACACCCGAAUCACAUGAUAUGGAGGGGAUUGGAACACCUGAAUCACAUGAUUGGGAGGGGAUUGGAACACCUGAAUCCAAUGAUUUGGAGGGGAUUGGAACACCUGAAUCCCAUGAUUUGGAGGGGAUUGGAACACCUGAAUCCCAUGAUAUGG